CAGUCUGCACCAUAUCUCCGCACUUCCCGGGAUUUUGCAACAUAGGAUAGGGUCGUAACCUCUGCGCCACUAUGAACCAAACAUUCGAAAAAGAUUGGGAAAACACGGUUGUGCCUAAUUUACUUCAAAGACGCGUUAUUAACAGGACUCUACAGUUCAUAACGCACGACUGAGAAAUUAAAACAUUUUAAAAAUCACAAAAGUGCAGCCUUACAGGCUACCGUAUACGUAGUUUUUAGGGCAGCCAAUCAAAAAUUACUUGCGGCUUCACCUUUACCCGAGUCCAGCCAAUCGUAACGCUGGCUGCUGAAGUCGAGGAAGCGAUGUGUCUGCAGAACCGGGUAGAUUGGCACGUAAACAAACGAAGAGCCGCGAUUCGUGGGUUACACUGUAGCUGCGGCUGGAUCCGUUCGUUGAAGACAGGUGCUGGGCAAGUGAAAAGGACCGAAAGUGAAGGACAAGCACUGGGCAGGGUUUGCCAAAAUGGCUGCACAGUCAACAGAAGACCAGGCAGAAAGGAUUUUGGAGGGUUCAGGGCUGCAGGUCUCCACUCUUAUCUCUGCAUCUGGAGAUGUCCAGCCCGUGGCAAUAAGAAAAACUGUUUGUUAUAUCGUGAGUGCUGUUAUCCUUAGCCACAAGAAUGAGGUGCUCAUGGUGCAAGAGGCAAAGGACGAUUGUUAUCAGGAGUGGUACUUGCCUGCUGGGAGAAUGGAAUUGAACGAAUCCAUUGUGGAGGGCAUGAGGAGAGAGGUGAAAGAGGAAACUGGUUUUGAAUGCUCACCAAUCACAUUGCUGAUGGUUGAGGAGCACGGCCCACGCUGGAUACGCUUCACCUUCCUUGCAGAAAUAACAGGUGGCUCCAUGAAGACCCUUGAAAAUUCAGAUUCAGAAUCCCUCCAGGCUCAGUGGUGGGACAGAAUUUCUCCUCUCUCAUUGCGAGCAAAGGAUAUUCUUCCUCUAAUUGAUUCUGGUGUAAAGUAUAAAGAGAAGCCCUGGUUUCCUCCAACCUUGCCCACAGAGCUGCCAUGCUGUGCUGUGUGCCAAAGGUUAAUGGUCACAUUUCUCGACAGCGACAGCAACCUGUGGUUAUUACUUGGACUGAGUGAUGGUUCCCAUCUUCCAAUUACAGUGUCUAAUGAUCGGUGCCAUUCCAUCAUGGCAGCCCCUUUCAGGCUAUUAAAAGAAUGUUUAAAACUUCCUGAGGUCAAGGUUAAAACACUGGGAGUUCUUGGUCUGCAGCAUCAUGGGAAACACCCUGGGAACACUGAUGGCAUUUGUUUCAAUAUGUUGGUGUCUGUUGAGCAUGCUGACAGAGAGGUAAACUCUAGUACUCCUCCAGUGUUGCUCAGUGACAAAUAUCAGUGGUGGAAAGUUGACAGGCAAUGCCUAAAAGACAAGUUACUGGAAAGAUGUGGCUCUAAUGCUGCUGUGCCUAUUUAUUCAAUAUAAAUAAAGGUGCAAGAAAACUGAUUUAUUGUAAAAAGAUUAGGAAAGAUAAGGCAGUACUUUAUUGAUCAGCAACAACACAGAACAUAAAGUAAAAACAAAGUGCAAACUACUACAUAAGUGCAAGACUCAGAAUUGUACACACAUAUGCCAAGUGUUCCUUAAAGUAAUGCUGUCCCUGUGCCAAUGUGUCUGUUUAACAGGUAAGCAUGGAUAGAGGAGGUAUUGUACAGACUGAUGGCUGGGAGCAAAGAAAGAGCCUCAGUAGCUCCACUUAUCAAUGACUUUUCACAGCAGUCAAGUGAUUAUUCAAAACAAACAGGAUACAUUGUUUUUUAGAUUACCAAGAUUAUCUGUACAGGGAAACUGUUUGAUUUUACUUACUACAAAAUGGCCAGUACCAGAAUAUGUGGGUGUCCACAAAGCUAGAAUGACAUCACAUUGAAAAAUCAUGAAGUAGUAGUAAGUAAUAACCUGACAAUUUCAAGAUUUACUGCACCAGAAUUGAAAACAUGAUAAAGACUCAAUAAGAGAUUGACCUCACACAGUACAUAUAUGAAAUCGAAAUCCCAAUGAUGACUAGAGACAGAAGAAAAUAUUCACAACAAUGUAGAAAAGCUCAAAAUAUAAAUAUGCUUAAAUAUGAUUUGAUAGGGCAGUGAGGCAUUUCAAGCUUGAUAUAUUUAAAAUUAAUGUAUAUAUUUGGCACUUCACACAUAUGGCCUCGUCUUCUCAGAUGUUUUUCAGCAACUUUAAUUUGCUGCAGAUUGGUUUAUUUGUAACUGCAUUUUUAAGAGGUGUGGCUAUUCGGAAAAUACUAAAUAUAUAGUAUGGAAACUAUAAAUGGAAUCUGCCACAAUUUGCUUUUAGUUAAAUGACAAUGCUCAUCUCAAACAUUCUGCCCACACUAUUGCAUCUCUCUAGGUGUUGAGCUUUGAUUGUUCACAUUUGUCACUCAGUCCUAACUUUUCUUAAUCAAGUUAUGCAUUUUUUAGCAAGCAUUGCCCACUCUGGCAAUAUUUCUUUUCUGAAGCUGAUAAAAGCUUGUGUAUGAUGCUUUGCUUUGAAAAAUCAUAGACCUCUAUUGAAAAGUAACACACUUGAAGAGUUCUUUAUGGUUUAUUGCAAUAAAUGAAUAUAUGUAUUUCAAAUAAUUUUUCCUUUGCCAGUUUUAGUUGUACAGUAAUCCCUCCUCUGUCGCGGGGGUUGCGUUCCAGACCCCCCCGCGAAAGGUGAAAAUCCGCGAAGUAGAAACCAUAUGUUUAUAUGCUUAUUUUUAUAUUGUCAUGCUUGGGUCACAGAUUUGCACAGAAACACAGGAGGUUGUAGAGAGACAGGAACUUUAUUCAAACACUGCAAACAAACAUUUGUCUCUUUUUCAAAAGUUUAAACUGUGCUCCAUAACAAGACAGAGAUGACAGUUCCGUCUCACAAUUAAAAGAAUGCAAACAUAUCUUCCUCUUCAAAGGAGUGCCCCUCAGGAGCAGAUAAUGUCAGAGUAGAUAGAGAGAAAAAAGCAAACAAUCAGAAAUCAAUAGGGCUGUUUGGGCUUUUAAGUAUUCGAAGCACCGCCGGACAAUACAGCUGCUAGGAAGGGAGCAAAGUAAAGGUAGCCUUUCAGCAUUUUUUUAGAGGAGCGUCCGUAUCGUCUAGUGGUGCGAACAGCCCCCCCUGCUCACACCCCCUCCGUCAGGAGCACAGAAUGUCAGUGAGAGAGAGAGAGAGACAGAGAAAAACAAACAAUUAAAAAUCAAUACGUGCCGUUCGAGCAUUUAAGUAUGCGAAGCACCAUGCAGGAAGCAUAUCCCUUGACAAAACAGCCACACUGAGGAAUCAUGUACCAGAAAUUAAAAGACCCAUUGUCCGCAGAAAUCUGCGAACCAGCAAAAAAUCCGCGAUAUAUAUUUAAAUAUGCUUACAUAUAAAAUCUGCGAUAGAGUGAAGCCGCGAAAGUCGAAGCGCGAUAUAGCGAGGGAUUACUGUAUAGGCUGCAACAUUCCUAAUUUUUAUUUUGCUGAUUAUUAAGAUUUAAAUAUGAGAUGCCCAAAAUGUGCUGCUCUUAUUUUGUGGGAACCAACACUCUUUAAGUGCUGUUUAAUAUGAUGGAUUAUUAAAUUGAGGUCUACUGAGACCUCACUCUCUUCCUACUGAUGGCCUAAACUUUUUCUUAUUUGUGUUCUAUGUCACUAAUUCUUCUGAAUGUCACUAAUUGAGGUGUUUUCCCUUCCCCCCCUUAAUUUCUUCUCUUGUUUUUGAGAACUUGGGUUUCAUUUCUGCUUUACACUUGAUGCUGUCAGGUUAUUCUCUGGUGGAUAAGGAGAAUUUGAUCAUGAACAAAUGGAUGGAUGGGCAGCAUUAUUUGUUAAAAACAAAUACAUUUCUGGCCUGACCUGCAAUCAUUUCGACAAGCCUAGAAUGGAAUCAUGCAGCCAGCUCAUGUUUUAGACUCUGAUGCCAAUACAGAGUUGUGAUUUGUAGCAAUGUUUAAGCCAACGCUAAAUGUUUAAUAAUCUAGUAGAUACACUUUGUAUGUAGAUGCACUUUCAAAGAUGGUAGCCAGUUAAGUUUCCUGUCCAUGUUCUUUUUUUCUUUUAAUUUCUGAUUAUGAGCAAUGUGCACUAUUAUAGGUUCAUCUUCAUGGACAGACUAAUGAAUGAAUAAACCCUAUUUGUGCCUGAAUUGCUUAAAUAAACAUGUCACCUUAAUACAUUCUCAAGUGCUUUCUGUAAUGGAUACAAUUUUAAAUUAUUAAAUUUAAAAGAUACUUGUAUUGCAUAAUAGUAAGUAGGGCUCACAGGGUAUUAUAGCUCAGUCCCUAAAGAUAACAUUGCUGAUGAGCAAAAUUGAAUAUUGCAUAGCUUAAGAUAGGUGUGUGCCAUUGCAUUUACUUUUCUAAACUAUUGUAAGUCCUGAAAUGCUAUCCAUCCAUCUAAUUUCUGGACUUACAAGUCAUGGGAUCCAAAGCCUAUCCAUCACAAGCAUCAAGCACAACGUUAAGAACAUGGCAACAAUAACAUACA
Molecule: messenger RNA, 4466 nt
Organism: Erpetoichthys calabaricus (reedfish)
Lineage: Eukaryota; Metazoa; Chordata; Cladistia; Polypteriformes; Polypteridae
Gene: nudt18
Product: nudix (nucleoside diphosphate linked moiety X)-type motif 18
Exons: 4
Coding region: 484-1449 (321 amino acids)
Molecular function (GO): 8-oxo-dGDP phosphatase activity; magnesium ion binding; 8-oxo-GDP phosphatase activity
Source: RefSeq, a predicted model, not a curated record